Messenger RNA from Condylostylus longicornis, 1331 nucleotides. RefSeq names its product G patch domain and ankyrin repeat-containing protein 1 homolog. The coding region runs from base 140 to 1186 and encodes 348 amino acids. The transcript has a single exon. Gene Ontology annotation, molecular function: nucleic acid binding; protein binding. The record is from RefSeq and is a predicted model, not a curated record. Lineage: Eukaryota; Metazoa; Arthropoda; Insecta; Diptera; Dolichopodidae.
AGAUAUUAAAAUUCAUAUAAAUAACAUAAUACGUAAUGUCAUUUUGAGUUUUAUAUUUUUUAUUAAAUUGAAGUAUAUCACAUAAUUAUUUAAUUUUCAUAAUCUAAAAGGUUUGUUUUAUUGAAAAAACAAAAUUUAAAUGAAUUGUAGUGAUCCCAAAUAUAUUGAAAAAUGUCAAUAUUGGAACGCGGUGACAAAUACAUGCUUUCCUUUUAAACGAUUCUUAAGAUCAUCAGAAUUGAGCGAAUCUUUAAAUAAUUUACCAUCCGAAGCAAAAGUUGAAAUUCCAUCAAAAUUAUCGGGAAGCGAAAUAAAAGAAUUUUAUGAAAAUGUAGUCAAAAACCCCGUUUCAAACAAAAAUUCUAAAGAUAGACUAUUAAAAGAAGAAGCUUCCCAUGAAGUUGGUGAAAAAAAUGGAAGUGUUGCUAAAAUAGAAUUUGAUAAAACAAGAUUUUUUCGUGCAGCAACAUACAAUGACUUAAAAACUUUGCGGUCCUUUAUUUAUAAGGAUGAUUCAAUAAAUAGCACAGAUCAAUAUGGGUGGUCGGCUUUAAUGAUGGCAUCUUGUGAAAACUCGAUUGACGCUGUUAAGUUUUUAUUAUUUCAAGGAGCAAACAAAUACAUUUGCGAUGGGAAGGGUAAUACAGCCCUUGAUUUGUCAAAACGAAAAGGUUAUAGCACUAUUGUAAAUUUACUAACCACUUAUAAAAAUAAAGACAAUAAUCAAUUAAAAAAAGAGCUAAAAAAUAGCAAAUACAGUAAAACAUUUAAAUAUUUUUGCUCAAUUUGCAAUGAAAAUUUUAAUGUAAGAAGCAAGAAAGAGCACGAAACAUCAACAAUUCAUUUAUUUAAUACUAAAAAUGAUAAAAAGAGUUUUUUAAGGUAUUCCACAAUACCUAAUAAUAAUAGGGGUUUAAAAAUGAUGGUUAAACAAGGAUGGGAUCGAGAAAGUGGUCUCGGGCCAAAGCGAAAUGGAAAUUUGUUUCCAAUUAAAACCGUUAUACGAAAACCUAGAUCGGGUCUCGGAAUUGAACAAGAUUCUGCAAAAAUUACACAUUUUAAACCAUAUGAUUUGAAUGCAAUUAAGUAUAAACCAAUGUUAAAAUCAAAAUCACGAAAUGAUAUAAAAAGAGAACGGAAAAGAAAUAAAAAAAUGGAACGAAGAUUAAGGAAUGAACUUUCCUGAGGAGUUGCAGUUCAAAAUUUAUAUAUCAAAAUCAUACUGAAAUAAUCAAAUUUCCAUUAUUUCCUUAAUAUUGGUUAAUUCUUUUUAAUUUCAGAGUUUUUCUGUGAUAAGUUAAUAUUUACAUCUUAAUCGACAAAAAUUUGAA